Molecule: messenger RNA, 1185 nt
Organism: Didymodactylos carnosus
Lineage: Eukaryota; Metazoa; Rotifera; Eurotatoria; Philodinida; Philodinidae
Source: the annotation of a GenBank genome assembly
AUGCCAACAAAAAUUCCCAAAGACGAAGAACAACGUCUAUUGAAAAAACUUGAACAAGAAAUUCAAUUAUAUGAAAAAAUGGACACUGGUGGAAAAGAAAAUUCUGAAAUGAUUACUCACACCAAAUAUUCACCUACAUAUCAUCAACCAUUACCUCAACAAAAUUUAAAACGACCAAAAAAAUCUUUUAUUUCAUCACCAAUUAUUAUUAAUGAUCAAAAAUCGAUACAGCAAGCACAAAAAAUUCCCAAAAAACGUGGACCAAAAAAGAAACAAAUGACACCAGCUCGUGUGGCUCGAUUUAAAAUUCGUCGUUUAAAAGCAAAUGGUCGUGAACGUGAUCGUAUGAAAGGUUUAAAUGAACAAUUAGAAAUUUUACGUGAUACAAUACCAUGUUUUUCAUUAUCACAAAAAUUAUCAAAAAUAGAAACAUUACGUUUAGCAAAAAAUUAUAUUGAAGCUUUAUCAGAAAUGGUUUCGAGUGGACAAAUAUCAGACAAUGCUCAUUUUGCCCAAUUAUUAUGUCGUGGUUUAUCUCAGAAUACAAUAAAUUUAGUUGCUGCUACUUUGUGUCUAAAUCCACGUCUAUUAAACAAUCAAAAUUCAUUCGAUAACACCAUUCAACAAUCCUAUAAUCCAUAUUAUCCUACGAACAAUGAUUAUUAUCAUCAUCAAAAUAAUAAUUCAACACUCUAUACAAAUGAUGAAUCAUACAUGUUAAGUUCAAUUCAUCCAAGAGUAAGAAAUCCAUUAGAAUUUAUAAAUUUAAAAAAAAAUAAAACAUCAUCAUCGAGUAUUUUAUCACCACAAAGUUUAGACGAAAAUAAUAGCGUUGAUGAGCAAGAAGAAGAAGAAGAAGAAGAAGAGGAAGAAGAAGACGAAGAAGAUGCUGGUAUUGGCAGUUCAAGCAGUCAAAUAUCAUCAUCGUAUGAUAAUACAAAUAGCAGUAUUGACGAUACAAGUCCAACAACGAUGAACAAAAUUAUACCACACUAUUCUUCUCCUCCAAUGGCGACAACACUUUUUAAUACUUUACUACCUAAUUCAACUUCCCAUGAAACAACAUUUCUAACAGAUUUUUAUGAUAGUGCCAGCGAUCAUUUUAUGGUAACUGAAACACCCAUAUUCCAUCAAUUUCAUCAUCCAACUAAUAUGAAUAUGUGUUAUGGUAUGGCACAAUAUUAA